AUGAUGAGGAGCAAAUACUCUCUAGUACUACUACUGUUGCUCUCGAUCAUUGGGGUGGUGCUUCUCAGCACUACUGCCUCACUAGCUGACCACCAUCAACAGCCUUCCAAGCCCGGGCCUUCUCUGAAUUUGGCCAAUGAUCAUGCCGUCAAAGCCGGAUACUGGUAUUACCAGAGCGGCUUCCCGGUGGCCAGCAUAAGCCCCACCCUUUUCAACCAUCUUUUUGCUGCCUUUGCUUAUGUCAACGACACCACCUACGAAGUCACCUUUCCUCCCGGUUAUGAGGGCAUCUUUCAAAACUUCACCAAAGCCGUGCACUGCUCACAGAACCCUUAUAUUAAAACCUUUUUAUCCAUCGGUGGAGAAGCCUCUAAUCCUUCCAUCUUUGCUUCCAUGACUAGCAGUAGCAGUUCCCGUGAAGCAUUCAUAAACUCCUCCAUUGAUGUAGCCAGGACCAACUUCUACUUUGGCCUUAGCCUCAACUGGCAAUAUCCCUACACCAGCGAUGAAAUGACCAACCUCGGCUUACUCCUCACUGAAUGGCGAGCUGCCCUGGAGGAAGAGGCCAACCGCACUGGCUAUGACCGUCUGCUUCUAACAGCCGAUGUCUUUUACUCCUCAUAUUUUUGGCCGUCCUUGGAAUAUCCCAUUCAGGAAAUCGUAGAUAGCUUGGACUGGAUAAACGUAAUGGCCUACGACAUUCAUACCCCCAUUUCCUCACCCAACUUGACUGAACCGCCUGCUCCAUUCAACAAUCCAUUAAUCUCUCGAUUUAGCAUCGAGUACGGCGUCGGUGCUUGGAUCAGCUCAGGUGUGCCAAGAAACUUCAUAGUCCUCGGCCUUCCAUUUUAUGGUCGCAGUUGGAUUCUGGUAAAUGAAAAUAACCAUGAAAUACUCUCACCCGCCCGGGGACCGGUGCCUGGAUUAGACCCCAUAUCUUAUAGCAAAAUCGUGACCAUUAAGAUACCUCCUGCCGUGGCAAAGUACGAUCCCGCAUAUGUCACGAACUAUCUCUAUAAUGGAUCUACCUGGAUUGGUUACGAUGAUACGCAUACCAUCUCCAUUAAGAUUGGACAUGCAAAGCUCAUGGGAUUGCAUGGUUACUUUGCAUGGCAUGUGGACGACGACACUGCUGACUGGGCUCUUUCAACUGCAGCUUUCCAUGCAUGGGACGCGGAUGAUCAUGAGUUCUUGCUUGGAAGCGCUUAG
Messenger RNA from Corylus avellana, 1209 nucleotides. The record is from RefSeq and is a predicted model, not a curated record. Lineage: Eukaryota; Viridiplantae; Streptophyta; Magnoliopsida; Fagales; Betulaceae.